CUUCGCUAUUUAAGAGCAAGCUAUCUCGCUAUUGUCGCUAUCAUUGGGUUAUAUGCUAUCAAGCUAGGAGCUAAACCAAAGUAAGUCUUUUUUACUUGUUAUAAUUGUCGCAUGAUUUCGUUACUCUGUUUGCAUCGGUUUCUAUUAGAUAAAGGCUUAGUUGAUUUCAUUGUCGUUAUGCACAAUCGAUAUAAUGUACGAUGUAAGUUACAUAGGUUUAUUUUUAAUUUCCUUUUAGUUCGAACCACAUCACAUCAAAUUGUAUCACGCUAUUGUUGUGCUUUAAAGCCAUCGCUACGUAUCUUCGCUACCGUCGAUUAUCGUAAGAAUAAAUUUGUAAGUUGGUUGGAAAACUUUGUUAUACGUCUGUUGUUUGUGCGUUCGUUUUAUGCUCCUGGUCACUCGCUAUCCUGUGACUCCACUAAAGUCACAUUAGUUCGAAUUUGAGCUCGUUUGAAUUUGGAACUUGGAUUUGACCGAAUCAGUUCAAAGGUUCAAGCAUUCGCUACGCUUUCAAUCGCUACGAUUCAGGAAUUUGGCUUCGCUACGACGCUGGAAUUUACGCAAUAAAACACGUGCUGGAUAUUAUGUAACUCGCUGUCACGCUUUCGGAAGGGACGCGUGGUAAUCGUACACCGGAAAUGGCAGAAAGUAAAAAAAAAAAAGGACAAUGAGCUGACUGAAUCCACCAGGAUCAGGGAGCCAAAUCGUAUGCUAGACUGGGAAGGAAUCAAUUCCGAAAGACUAAAUCAGUUAAAGCAGACACGAAGUGCAAAAAGAGGCAUCAUUACUAAAGCGAAGAAUGGAAUUCGUGAAUUAAUGCUUGACUUUGCGAAUAUUCCUGUAGUUAAUGAAAGGGUUGAAGAAUUUAAGAGAAUAGUUUACGAUUUCAAUGAAGCGCACCGUGCGUAUCACAGUCAGCUAAAAGAGGAGCGCGACCUCGUCGAGUCUGAAGAGUACUCAAAGGCAGUCAACCACUCAGUAGCAGAGCUGACCGGCGAAAUUGCAAGAUGGGUUGCAUCGGAAGAGUUUGUGCUACGCCCGUUGGAAUCGGUUACACCGCAAGAUUCGGUGAGCAACGUCGGGUCAAGGACCUCCGUACGGUCAAAGCGUAGUUCUCUUACAUCUAAGACAUCUCGCUCCAGUUCCCUCUCGGCCGCAAAGGCAAGAGCAGCUGCAAGAAGAUCUGUUCUGCAGGCCGAAGCCGCUAAUUUCGAAUCCUUCCAAGCUAUCCAAAGAGAGGAGUUGAGUUUGCAGCAAAAGAAGAAAGCUCUGGAGCUUCACACGGAAAUCGCAAAGGCUGAAGCCGAAGAACUCGUGUAUGCUGAGGUCGAAGCAAGCAUUAGUCCAACCCCGAGCCAAGUUGCUGUUUCCAAGAAGUCCAUAGUUUCCCAAAUACCUGACUCAGAGGAGAAGACUCAGCCGAAGUAAGAGGAUGAAUCUCUUUCACAGAGACCUGACGGCUGGAAUGAAGAAAUUAAAUCGGAAGUACCAAACCCUGUAGAGCCACCAGAUGUAAAGGAAGAAUUGGAUAAUAAGACUAGUCUCGGCAAUGCUACCAUGGCUGGAGAUUUGGUUCAAAGGCUACUUGAAAUACAAUGCAAGCAAAAUCAGCAGAUGCAAGACCUGAUUAAGCAACAGCAAGAGAGUACGUUGGCUCUAACUCUUCCCGAACCGAAUGUCCCGACAUUUAACGGAAACCCAAUUGAUUAUUGGUCGUUUGUACGCGCCUUUGAGAACUUAAUAGAGCGAAAAACUGCAAGUGAAAGCGCCCGUCUCUAUUAACGAGCUCAAGAUCCGACGACGGCAGACACCUAGGACGGCAGACUUGGUCGAGGGGGCUUGGGGAAAGGUCGCCGUUCCAAUGGCGCGAAAAAUAGCCUUAAGAUAGCGCGCGAGACGGCGGCUGUAGUGGCUUUCCUCUUCGAAGUUUAGGAAAAGCGAUGGCUACCUUUAGAAAGGCUCGUGAAUUGUUGAUCGCAAGUUUCGAUGAUGGUGACAUUUCAGAAGAUGAAUUUUUACUGUUGUAUGAUGCCAACAUUUCAAAGAAUCUCGAUUAUCCUUACCAGAAUUACGAAGAUUUUCACCUGGAAGGACUCGGUGAAAGUGAGUGCUUGGCAGAAUUUCGUUUCCGAAAAAGGGACAUACCAAUUCUCGCAGACGUAAUGGGGCUGCCUGAUUCGUAUCGAUGUGAACAAGGGACUGUAUGCGAUGGAAUUGAAGGCCUUUGUCUUUUGUUAAGAAGAUUAGCGUACCCUUGUAGGUACAGUGACCUAAUCCAUCGUUUUGGCCGCCCAGUACCAGAAAUUUGUAUGAUCACUAAUUAUGUAAUGGAAACUGUGUACAGCUUACAUCAUCACCGUCUGACAGCAUGGAACCACACCUUAAUGAGCCCCCCUCUACUUCAGAGACAUGCUGAUGCCAUACAAAGGAAAGGAAAUCCCCUGCCGAAUUGCUUUGGCUUCAUAGAUGGUACAGUAAGACCCAUUUGCCGACCACAAGAAAACCAAGGAAUUGUGUACAACGGACACAAAAGAGUCCACGGAUUGAAAUACCAAUCUGUUGCAUUGCCCUGUGGUAUGAUAGCCAACAUGUAUGGGCCAGUAGGUAAUGGAAAUUAUUCCUUUCAAGUUUUAGCAGGAGCCCAAGUAAUGGGCUCCUUGUUUUAGUCACAUUAGAACCAUCUGUCACGCGGUAAAUCCAAACAGAAUGAUAAAUAGGUGAAAGCAGUUUUUAGCGUGAAACAUAUCAAGUAGUAUAAAUAAAAUAUACAUUUUUUUAAAAUUACAGAACACAAUUUUCAAUCAAAAUGUGCAUUUUCUUCCAGAGGGCCGCAAACAUGAUGCUGGAAUGUUAGCUGAUUCUGGCCUUCUGCAAGUCCUUGAACACCAUGCUUUUUCGCCGACUGGUAACCCCAUGGCCUUAUAUGGUGACCCUGCUUACCCAUUAAGAGUUCACCUUGUUGUGCCAUAUCGUACUGCAGGUAUCACUCCUCAAAUGGGAGAGUUUAACAAGUCGAUGAGCAGUGUCCGCAUUUCAGUAGAGUGGCUUUUUGGGGAUAUUGUUAACUAUUUUAAAUUUGUUGAUUUUAAGAAAACUCAAAAGAUAUCAUUGAGUGCGUUGGGAAAGAUGUAUAUUGUAUGUGCAAUUUUAAGGAAUGCCAUGACUUGUUUGUAUGGCAAUUUCACAUCAAAUUUCUUUGACAUUGACCCACCAACCCUUCAGGAUUAUUUUUCCUAACAAUUAAAACUAUCUGUACCCUGAAAUGAAUUUCAAUGAUAAAUUCAUGUGAAAUACACAACUAGUCAAUAAGAUGUAACA
Messenger RNA from Pocillopora meandrina, 3321 nucleotides. NCBI's taxonomy places the organism in Eukaryota, Metazoa, Cnidaria, Anthozoa, Scleractinia, Pocilloporidae. The record is from the annotation of a GenBank genome assembly.